AUGCGGUUUGCUCUUGCGGCUCUGAGUCUGCUGUCCUCCACGGUGUUGGUAACAGCCCAGACAUAUACAGACUGCAAUCCGACCCAGAAAACGUGCCCCGCUGAUCCCGCAUUUGGGCAAGUGGACAAGACGUUCGACUUUACAAGUGGUGCCUCGGAUGCCUUCAAGUCCACAGGAGCCGUCACAUAUGACGAUGAGAACGGGGCAACUUUCACCAUCUCCAAACAGGGGGAUGGCCCACUGAUCCAGUCUGGCUGGUAUAUCAUGUUCGGCCGUGUGGAGUUCACUAUCAAGGUCGCCCCAGGAACCGGUAUCGUGAGCAGCGCAGUUCUGCAGUCCGAUGAUUUGGAUGAACUGGACUGGGAAUGGCUCGGCGGCAAGAGCACUGAGGUGCAGUCCAACUACUUUGGGAAAGGAGAUACCAGCACCUACAAUCGUGGCGCUUUCCACUCCAACCCAGGCAACCAAGACAGUUUCCACACCUACUCGAUCGACUGGACCAGCAGCCAGAUUGUCUGGGCGAUUGAUGGCACAACCGUUCGGGCCCUCACUCCCGAAUCGGCAGACACAGGCCAGUACCCGCAGACUCCCAUGAUGGUCAAGGUUGGCGUGUGGGCUGGUGGUGACUCGAAUAACGCCCAGGGUACCAUUGACUGGGCUGGUGGCGUGACGGACUAUAGCCAGGGACCCUUCAAAAUGUACCUGAAGAAGAUGACGGUGACUGACUACUCCACUGGAAGCUCGUACAAGUAUGGUGAUACCAGUGGUACAUGGGAGUCUAUUGAGUCUGAAGGAGGUGAGAUCAAUGGCAACAGUGGUUCGGAGCCUUCCUCCACUCAGUCUGCACCCAGCAUCACUGCUACUGCCGAUGGUGCCCCGGUUCCUUGGAGUGGAACACACAAAGAGACUUCUAGCUGGGUUACCCCCAAUGUUUGGCCUUGGGUGGCCAGUGACUCUCCGACUGCUUCGUCGACAGGCUACCAGUAUGACUGGGAGUCACGCUCCAGUCGCAUCCAGACGCCAGGCGGCGCCACUCGUGAGAAUUCCUACACACCUGUUUUGCAUUCGACCACUAAGAUCGAACCUUUCUAUCCACAGUCUACCUUCCGCUUUACAUUUGCACUAUCGCAUUCUUCUUCGGUUGCCUUUUCCCAUUCUGGCAUUGAGACUAUGCAGAGAAACUCCACUCGAAUGGCCACGAAAGCCCGCACUUCGACUGUCACGACCACGACUGCCACUCAUCAACCAACUACCAAACAGGCUGGUAAUUCCCAAACCUCGGCCUCAGCCACGAUCUCUGGCCCUCGUGCUACUGCAACGGCGAGUAAAGCGAAUGUCCGACUCGUGGUUCCAGCUUUUGCAGGUGUCUUUUGUGCCCUGUUCAUUGGAACACUUUCCUUGCUUUAA
This is a messenger RNA of Penicillium nucicola, 1407 nucleotides long. RefSeq names its product glycoside hydrolase family 16 protein. Gene Ontology annotation, biological process: fungal-type cell wall organization; carbohydrate metabolic process. Bases 1 to 1407 code for a protein of 468 amino acids. Gene Ontology annotation, cellular component: fungal-type cell wall. Gene Ontology annotation, molecular function: hydrolase activity, hydrolyzing O-glycosyl compounds; glycosyltransferase activity. The record is from RefSeq and is a predicted model, not a curated record. Lineage: Eukaryota; Fungi; Ascomycota; Eurotiomycetes; Eurotiales; Aspergillaceae. The transcript is spliced from 3 exons.